Malurus melanocephalus (red-backed fairy wren) is the source of this 7492-nucleotide messenger RNA. RefSeq names its product coiled-coil domain containing 50 (gene CCDC50). The coding region runs from base 158 to 1762 and encodes 534 amino acids. The record is from RefSeq and is a predicted model, not a curated record. Gene Ontology annotation, cellular component: cytoplasm. NCBI's taxonomy places the organism in Eukaryota, Metazoa, Chordata, Aves, Passeriformes, Maluridae. Gene Ontology annotation, molecular function: ubiquitin protein ligase binding. The transcript is spliced from 12 exons.
CCCCGCUCCGCCCCGCCCGGCGCUUUCUGUCCGCUCUCCCGCGCCGUACGGCCCGGCCGCGCCGGCUCCAUCCGCUCCCAACUUUGUGGUGCGGGGCGCGGGCGGCACCGCCGCGCUGCCCUCAGCGGGGCCGCCUCAGCGGGGCGCGGGCCCGGCCAUGGCCGGCAUCGGCAUCGACCACUCCAAGCUGCCCGGAGUCAAGGAAGUAUGUCGAGACUUCGCUAUUCUGGAAGAUCAUACCUUGGCCCAUAAUUUACAGGAACAAGAGAUUGAGCAUCACUUGGCCACAAAUGUUCAGCGUAAUCGUCUGGUGCAACAUGACUUGCAGAUGGCCAAGCAACUGCAAGAAGAGGAGGAUAAGAAAGCCCGUGCUCAAAUCCAGAAACACCAAAAAGAUUUGGAACGACAGGACUGUGAGAUUGCUCAGGAAAUCCAAGUGAAGCUUGCAUUUGAAGCGGAGGAGCGCCGCAGGCAAGAGGAAAAAGACGAGGAUAUUGCCCGUCUCCUCCAACAGAAAGAACUGCAGGAAGAAAAAAAGCGCAAAAAGCACUACCCAGAGUCCCAGGGACGCACAGGCUAUGAAGAGAGCUAUUAUGCAGAAAAUGGAGAGCAGCCCUGGGGUGACCCCAGAGAGCAGAUUUGUGACCCUCCCAGAGCACACAGUGAUGGCAGGUGCAGGCACCAGCGGAGAGAGCACCGAGGAGCCCCCUCGCCUGUGCCUGGCAGUGCCCCCAAACACGGGCACUCCGCCUCAGAGGGCCAUCGGAGGUCUCCUCAGCUGAGGGAGGCCAGCAAUGGCCAUCAGCAGGAGUGGAAGCCAACCAGCCAGGGAAGGUCCAGGAGACAUCCCAGCCUUGAUCUGGAAGGAGAGACUGAGCACCGAGCCUAUGAUCACAGCCAUAGCUGGGAGCCACGGGACAGGAGGACACCUGGCAGGGAGAGGGUGAGGAGACCGCUCAGUCUGGACCUGGAAUCAGAGCACGGACUCUCGGAGGAAACACGGCACAGCAGAAAGCCACCAAGGCAAGACAGAGAAAAGCACCUUCCCCUUCUGGAGAUAGAGCUGGAGGCGGAGCAGGAGAGCUGGCAUCGGGGUGGCAGGCAGCACCCUGAGAAACACAAAUCUCGCCAUCAGGGCCACUUGUCACAUAGGAUGGCACAUGAUGAGAAGCUCUAUGAUGCUGAAUCUAGAGAAGACCAUAGGAGGCACGAGGCAAGAGCCUACAAAAGGGCAGGACACAGGAGACACUCCCCCUCCCCUCAUGCUGUGAGGCAGGGGAAGGUUGGAGACUGCCAGCGAGACUCAGGCACUAAUUUGAGGGGAAUGAAACAAGGCAUGUAUGAUGCACCCCGAAUGGAACAGGAGCUGUCUGAUGCAGAGAUUGCUCGGAAGCUGCAGGAGGAAGAGCUCCUGGCUAAUGAAGCAGAUCAGAAGGCAGCUCAAGUAGCCCAAGAUGAGGAAAUWGCUCGGCUCUUGAUGGCUGAGGAGAAAAAGGCUUUAAGAAAAGAGAAAGAAAGAGAAAAGUCUUCCUUUGAAAAGAGGAGGCAUGAUCAAGAUUGGAAGCCUGAUGCCAGUGAGGCCACGCGCUCGAGGUUGAGGGAAGGGCCUGAAACUCAGCGACACAGAAGUGACAGGUCUUCAAGGUCACAGCCUCUCCUCGAUGACUAUGAACACUCUCGGUAUUACACAAACCAGCCCAGCCCCUUGCGCCAGAUCCCCAAACCUGAGCACUCUCCUAAAGGUUCCCGUAGGAAGCAGUAAGCUGUGUUGGCCUUUGCUUUGGUACUGACUCUUCUGUAGCAAACAUUACUGGAAUUGCCAGGCAACUUUCUCAAUUCCUGACCUGAUGGGAGGCCCACCCUCCACUCCCAGGAUCAUCUCUUUAAGUGUCAUCAUAUUAAGGAAAAUCGUUCAUUUCAAUUUCUCACUCGUCUGUGAUGGUUUGAGCAGUGCAGUAUAAUCUAGCUGCCACUGAGCUGUGCAGAUCAACCAGCUGGCUCAACAGCUCCUUCAUACAUUCUUUUGAGGCUUUCCUUCUAUUUUUGAGCUUUGGCUGGAGCUUUGACAAAUAGGACAAAUUGAGAUGCAUGUACAAUAGAGGAAAAUUGAAGAAAUGAGCAGGGUUGUGGCAAUGCAACAGAACGUCAGGAGUACAAGUCCUUCUGCAUUAGGAUAACUUAGCAAAGAGAAUUAUAAGAGGAAAUGUGUUUCUUCCUGUGUUGGAUAGGAUGGCUGAGCCAACCUGACAGUCAUAUGAGCUUGCAGGAAGGAGAAAGCAUUUUUAAACACAUACYAGCAAAAGCCAAACCCUGAGACUGGUGAGGAAGAAAUUGCUUAUGAAACAGAAUUUUUUAACUGCUGUAUUUCUUUCUAGGGUUUCCAACAAUGUGAAUAGAGUGUGUAUAGGCAUUUAGCUCCAGGAUAUAGGAUAGAACAGUUAAAAGGAAAGAAUUUCAACUGACAUUAGACCUUGUAUGCAUGACUUUUAAGAUUUGCUAGGGAGUUCAAGAAGCUGUGAGCUGUGGUUURGGUAGGCUCAUACAAACACAUCUAUAUGUCUGAAGGAACUUUUGUGGUCACCUGCUUUGAGCUUCGGUGUGGUAGAARCCAAGGAAUUUCACUGAAGCCAAGUAGGAUCUCCUGUAACUCUUAGCUCAGUUGCUGAUGCCCUUGAGUAGAGUAACUCGUUUCUGAGCUUGGAUACAUCUUGUAAACACGGGGCUGAAGGAGGGAGGCAUUGAGCAUCAAAUUCAAAUCUACAGUUUCAGGCAACCUGAGCCAGACACGGAGUGCCAAACAGUCCACACCAUGUCUGUGCUGACUGCUUUUCUUCUCCACUGCUCCGUCCAGCACCSCAGGCAGACUCCAGUCAGGAAUAACAAAAUCCUUGCUCUCUAGGCUGUAGCAGGGUCUGCAGGUUUGUUGUCUGUAUAGAUUUUCCCAUGCAGUGAUUCCUUCCACUCUUUGAAAAUAAUGCAGUGAUUCCCUCCUGGCUUGUUUUUCCUCCACUCUUUGAAAAUAAUUUUUCUCUUGCACAGAAUAGUAGCCUUUUCCCUUAGCUUCCUCUCAUUUAAAUUCUUUUGUCUUUUUCAUGUUUUUUCUUUUGCCAUUAUUUUCAGGUGUGUUUUUAAACUACAAAGCUAAACAUCUGGACACUGGCUUGGAGUCUGUCCUGCCAGGCCAGCGUGGUUAUUCAUGGGCCAGCCCAGUUCAUGGCAGUGAGCUUGGCUGCCUUGCCCCUGCAGCCCAACUUCCUCAGAGCCAGCACUGAGUCUGUCUCAUCGCCUCUCUGUUGUCUCUGGCAGCCACAGGUCAGUCUCUGGCUCUGCAGAGGAGGGGAGACACCUGUGCCUGGGGCAUGGAAACAUGGACUUGCCCUCCCCACUGUUCUGCCUGGRAAGGGGCCUUGACAGCUCUCUGGAGCUUUGUGGGGAGCACCUCUAGGAAACAGGAAGAGAUCAUGGCUGUCUGCUGUUUCUCUGGUGCACAACUCAAGCCCUGAGGCAGCUGUACAGCUUUAACCUUGGCUGUUGUCCUUGGUCARGGCAGUUACUGGGCCAAAUCACUGGGAAGACAGGGCAGCUCCUUUUUCACAUAAAUUCAGGGGCAAGUUUAAUACCACAUCACAAGCCCAUGUCUUGCCUUGACCAACAACUCGAGAAACUUCCAUCUCCUACCCCUCCGUGCCUGUUGGCAGUUCAGUAUCUGUGAAGAACCAUAUAACCCCUGUUAGAUCUCUCCUCCAGGGAAACACUAACCAAAAACCUUGCCAUGUAGGAUUUCGUGUAUGGGCAGAAUCCUGCUACCUGCAUACCCUUGCUUCCAGACUGUGAGCUCACCUGCCUGCAUGGGCCCCGAAGUGACUUGCAAGGUCUUGCUUGCUUGCYGCUGCUUCUCAGGAAAUAGCCCAGUCAGCAGCUAGAUUUUACUUCCUUGCCUUGUUCCCAGUUCUUGUUCUCUCUCUGUCCAUUCAGAAGUGUUGAAGUUUAAAAGGAUCCAGAAAAAUAACAACAUGGAUGCUAUUUUUUUCUUUUUUUUUUUCUUGUUUGAGAACUUGGCCCAGUGUGGCAACCUCAUCUACCAAGGUUUUGUUGUGUAAAAAUUAAUUUUUGUAUUUCAUGUUACAGUCAAAAUUUCUGUGCUGAAAAUUCCUUUUUUUUUUUUUUUUUUUUUNUGUGGGCUUUUUUCUUCCGUUGCCAUCAGAGUAAUUAUUGUUGUGAGAUGGAUGCCUGGUGCAGUUGUAAGAAUUAACACUUCUUACAAACACCCUAGUCCAGGCACUGCUGCUUGUACUACCUGGUGCACUUGUGAGAACUGGAUGGAGAAAAGUCCUACCGAAUCAGAAAGUGGCUGAGCUUGAGGAAAACUGGUGACUCUYUGCAGAAGGAAAGGGGAAAUCACCAACUAGGAAUUCAGCCCUCCAUGGGCCUCUGUAUCUGGCUGUGAUGGACUUUCUUGCACUGCAGUUGGCUGGUGUAGCUUUUGUCUUAAUCUAAUCAGAGAAGUUAUGAAGAUCCAGAGCCCUCUGACAUUUGAAGAACCUGUUAAUUCAGGAGGGAGGCUUGGGAGUAUCCAAGUUUUGGCUUCAGUGGUAGUGAGUAGAAAUGUGAGAGAAAACUGGUUAAUUUAGUUUAGAAGCUGGGUAGAGUCUGAAGGACACCUCAGUGCCUCCUCUGUGGGGCUGUAGGAUCUCCUUGGUGGACUCCUCCAGCCAUGGCACCAAGAGACAAGAGCCCAAGAAAAGGAUCCCAGGAGCAGUUGSUGCUUCCUUGGAUGCCUUUGGGGAGUGCUGAAUGCUUUAUGGGCUGCUCUGCUCUGUAUCCUCCCUUAAUCUUUAUCUUUUUAUCCUUACUCCCUACCUUUAUUCAUUUGCUGUCCCUUUUUCUCCUGUAUUAUUACUCCAUAGCCCUUGCAAAUAGAGGGGCCCUAAAGGUUUGUCUKGAAGGRGCAGAGGAAUGCUAGGAAUGGCAGCUGAGGAAAGCAGGGAGUAAAUGGGAUAAGAACACAGCAGUUUUUCCUCUGAUACGUGUUAGGAUCCUCAUGCAGCCAGACAGGUUAGAGACCUUCUCAUGCAAAGGUUGCAACUGGACUUGCAUAUUUAGUGACCACUUUUGGAAAGGGAUUCCAUGGUCCCACUGAAGUCAACAAGAGUUAAGAUCAUGGAUAAACAAAGAGCCACUUCCCUUGGGUCUCAGCAGCUGCAUCUCUACUGAGAGUCAAGAAGAUGCAGCUUGUGUGGGUGAGAAGCAAAAUCAGCACCUUGUACRUGUGUCCCUGGAAAGGGGCACAAUGAAGCUGAUCUUUCAAAAAGRAACACUCAGAGCAAUAUUUCUUUCCUAUGACAGAAAAAUGUUUAAGUUUCUUGAUUUUUUUUUUUUUACUUGUUUACUCUUACCAAGUUUUGGUAGCUUUGCCUAUGGGUUUGCUCUGGAUUUAGUAGCAUUUUGCAGCCCUUGCUGGGACCCCUGUCCAAUUGUUAGGGUCCUGCAUCCCUUUCUGAAYCUGUGCAUUACCAAGGCAUUCAGCACCGCGUGGAAAACUCAUCUCCUUGAAAUCCUGGCACUUCCUGACCUUCCUAGUAGGCACAUCUCAGCAGCAAGAGCUCUCACCAUCUCCUCACCUCCGUCCAAAGCACAAUGGCCUGCAGAAGAGGGGUCGGGUGACUUGGAGGGAUCGUGCCUUACACGCAGGGAUACUCGAUGUCUUCAGCAGGCUGACCUGAGUCACCUUGCUAUGAAACACUGUCUUAAUGUGGACUGUACAGCUGCCUGCAGCAAGAAGCAGUUUUCAUCACAGGGAUAGAUCCAACAGGUUGAUUUCAUYUUUUUUAAAGAACUUCAUGGGUUUGAACUUGGUGGGGUGAGGAAGUAUCAGCUGUUAAGGGAUAAAUGAAUUCUCAUCAUUGAAUUUCUCCUCUUGGGGAAGAAGGAUAGAAGUUACAGAUGCUGCAUUCUGCUUCUCUCUAUAAAAGGGAUCUUGUAUGUACAGUAUUUUUAUAUCUCUGCAUUCCCACCUAUCAGGAUUUGAAUCAGGAUUGGUAACAUUCUCUACUUAUGGAGAAAAAUGGGUUGUUAUUUUUACAGUGCUAGACCUCUGUUUAUUUCGUGCCAAAUUACAGCCACUGUUACAUUCUAGUGUUUUCAUUCAUUUUAUUGCUGUUGAUCAAUGUGUAUAUUAUAUAUUUUUAUUAUCAAGGUUUUUAUUUUAAUUCAUAUCCUGUAUGCAAACUAACUGUGGAUUGCUAAUUUAUCUAUAUGUAAAGGGGAGCACUUGGAGACAGUGUGAGGAUUCCCCUACUUAGUUUACACUCUUGUAAUUGAGCACAGCCAGUCCACGAAACUAAUUUCUUCCUUCACAGAGCAACCUCCUGGGUGUUUGUCCCCYGAGCAGAUGGCUCCUGCUGUCCCUCCUGGCAGCAGUGACACUGCAGGACUGGGUGAGAUGCGAUAGGAAUYGGAGCACAAUUCCCAGCUGAGCUGUCCUGUGCCUGGCAGUGGUGCCAGGGCGGGUGCUGCAGCAGGGAUUCCCAGCAGGAUGGGGGUGUCUUUGGGGUUUGCUCUGUAUCCAUCCCCAGCCGAUGGACAGUUGAUUAUGCCCCAGUCUCCCAAGAUGYUCAGGGCUUAGUUUUGCAGUUGCUUUGGGAGGUGGGUGAGGGACAUUGUCCCUUGCACAGAAGCAUGCCACAGGCAGCUUGUCUUCUUUUUGUUGCAGAGGACAGGCAUAGACUUGCAGAGAUCCCAGUUUACUGCACUCCYUCAAUGCAUCUGUGGCCRUGCUGCACUGCUGGGGAGACUGGGKGCCACUUGGACUGCCCUGCCCAGGACAGGCUGUGGGRCAUGGAUUUCAUGUUCAGGAGCUGCCCCAGCCUCAGCUUCUGGGCUGGAGAUACUAUCAGCCACCUCCUCCCCAUCAGUAGCACAGGGCAAGGCUUAGCUGGGCAGAGUCCCAGAGAGGACAGUGGCACACACAARUGAGUAUUUUCUACUUCAUGGUAAACAAGUUCCACUGUAUCAGUGUUCACUCAAGUAGACUCCAUGGUCUGUCUCCAGCUGCAUCUGUGCACUGCAAUAUAGUUAAUUGCCUCAGAUAAAUAACUGCAGUUGUCUCAUUUAGCUCUUCAGGGUAAACUUUCAGCCUGUUGAAUCUCAAUAUUAGCCAUGCGAUGWGGUGGAUUAGUCAGGAGGCUUAAAUUCCUCAGAGCUGCAAGUGUAUCCUGCGUUGUAACAGCUAAUCCUUAAAUAUGAAUUGCACACUGACAACAAUCUGUCUAUGCAAGCCUAUUCUUGGUUUUAUUUUUUGACUGUUCACUCUAUAAUUUUACCAGGUUUGGCAUAGAACUUCUGAAUGACAUUUAACCAAAGUAUCAUGUCUGUGUGUGYGUGUAUGUAUAGCAUGUUUUGCUUCAUACUCCUGAAUUGUCAUUGAAUGUAAAGGGAACAUUGCCUUGCCCCRUUUUGUUCAAUAAACCGCUGUAUUUUGUUACCCACCUCA